Messenger RNA from Penicillium verrucosum, 234 nucleotides. RefSeq lists its product as uncharacterized. The record is from RefSeq and is a predicted model, not a curated record. The coding region runs from base 1 to 234 and encodes 77 amino acids. The transcript is spliced from 2 exons. Lineage: Eukaryota; Fungi; Ascomycota; Eurotiomycetes; Eurotiales; Aspergillaceae.
AUGUCUCACCGGGACCAACUGCGCGCGCCAUACCAGAGAACCUUCCAAAAGGAGUGUUGGGACUUUGUAAAAAAGGCAGAGGCUACGGCUAAUCACGCCAGGAAAUACCCAAACAACCAUGAAUUCGAGCCUAACAGUGCGGUUUACAAUGGGCUUUUCUCAGACAGCGCAGCUACUGGUUUAUCCGGGAUCUUGCAGAUCAGACGGAGUUUGAAGACGAAUGCGAUGCUAUAG